AUGCACACAAUCCUCACAGGCGCAACAGGGCUGGUAGGCUCCGCCGUCCUAGAUUCCAUGCUCUCCAACCCAUCAAUCACCAAAGUCACCAUCCUCUCCCGCCGACCCGUCGCCCAAGCCACCGCGCGCGCCGACCCGCGCGUGUCGGUGGUGCUGCACGACGACUUCAGCUCGUACGACGACGCCGCGCUCCGCAGCCGCAUCCAGGACGCACGCGGCUGCGUCUGGGCCCUGGGCAUCAGCCAGACCCAGGUCGGCAGCCGGGACGAGUACGAGCGCAUCACCAAGACGUUUGCGCUGGAGGCGGCUCAGACCUUUGGCGACAUGGCCCGCGAGUCCGGCAGGCCCUUUGACUUUGUCUACGUCUCGGGCCUGGGCGCCACCACCAAGCCCGGCAGGUUCACGCAGCUCUUUGCGCGCGUCAAGGGCGAGGCUGAGCUGGGGCUGGCGGCCAUUCAGGACGAGAACCCGCUGCUGCGCGCGAGCUCCGUCAGGGCUGGCUUCGUGGACCCCGCGGCCCACAAGGCCAUCGGGGAGUAUCUGCCUGCGAGGCCCAUGCUGACGAGCCUGAUGGAGAAUGUGCUAGGUCCGGUCGUGCGGGGCUUUUGGAAGAGCGCAUGGAGCCCGACGGAACAUCUGGGGAGGUUUAUGACUGAUAUGGCGGUUGGGAAGUGGUCAGAAAAAGAGAUGGUUGCUGCCGGAGCUGAAAAGAUUGGGAAAGGCGGCUUUCUCAUCGUUGAGAACCCGACCUUCCGGAAGUUACAAGGGCUGGAUGCGUAA
Molecule: messenger RNA, 780 nt
Organism: Pyricularia grisea
Lineage: Eukaryota; Fungi; Ascomycota; Sordariomycetes; Magnaporthales; Pyriculariaceae
Exons: 1
Coding region: 1-780 (259 amino acids)
Source: RefSeq, a predicted model, not a curated record